Messenger RNA from Seminavis robusta, 1327 nucleotides. NCBI's taxonomy places the organism in Eukaryota, Bacillariophyta, Bacillariophyceae, Naviculales, Naviculaceae. The record is from the annotation of a GenBank genome assembly.
UCAUCUUUCCUCGACCAGCAGGGUGGCAUCGGAUGCUGGAACUCUUGGAUAGUCUAGUUGUGAUGCAAGCAGCAUGAGAACAUGGCAUCAUCAACCUGCAAAGCGUCUACCUUGGUCCUCUCAUCCUUUCAUAACACUUGAUCACAGAAAAACACAACAGAAAACACAACAGAAAAAACAUGCAAGUGUUGGAACAUCCCAGGCCCUCGUCAUUGGCGUCGUCGUCGACUGAUUUUGAGAUUGUCCCUUCCUUGGCGGCUGUCAUCGAUCGGUACGAUGGGUUCCUGAUUGAUCAGUGGGGCGUCAUGCAUAACGGAAUUAUCGCCUUUGAGAAUGCUACCGAAUGCAUUCGAUUGCUGGGACAGGCCAACAAAAAACUGGCCAUUGUCUCCAACUCUCCCAGUGAUGAAGCCAAGACUUUGAAUGCCUUGGUGGACCUCGGUUUUGACGCACAGCACUUUGUAGGUGGAGCCGUCACAAGUGGCGCCUUGGCGGUCCAGUACAUCCGAGAAACCUACGGGAAGAACAAGGCCAGGGCACUGGUCUUUGGCUGGGAGCACGAGUCGGCUCCAUGCCCGCAAGAGUUUGUGGCUCAGUGUGGAGACCUAGAGAUUGUAGACUGGAAGCAUCAAAUGGAUGACGAUGUGCCACCUGCCGAUGUCAUUAUCCUGCAAGGAAACCAAGUCCUUUUGGGCCCAUCAUCUACUAGCACCACGAGCCUUGGAGACUUUGUCCUGACCGGCAACACAGAGAACAUCAUUGACCCCAUCUUAGAGAAAUGUGCCAAACACAAGAUCCCACUCAUGUGCGUAGACCCUGAUUUUAUCACCGUCGAUCCAGAUGGCACCAAGCUCUACAUGCCAGGGACCAUUGCUCGACGAUACGAAGAACUAGGUGGUUCGUGCCGCUACUUUGGAAAACCCCACGGGGAAUGCUUCCAAGAAGGUGUGAGCCGCCUGCUGUCAAUGGGUGUCUCGGAUACGUCCAAGGUGGCCAUGAUUGGAGAUUCUCUGCAUCACGAUGUCACCGGAGCCAACAGCAUUGGAUUGGAUUCCAUCUUGGUGUUGGGAGGAGUCCAUCGAAAGGAACUGGGAAAUGAGUUUGGUGACACCGUUGGUCGACAAGAAUUGGAGGCCUUGUUUGAUCAAGUGGCCCAAACACCCACCAUUGUAGCACCCAUUCUCAAAAUGUGAGCUUCUGUCGUAUCUGAGCAGUCAGGCAUCCUUUGUAUUGACAACUUUUUGAGGUUACUUGUUUGAAGUUGAAACUCUCUUCCAAGUUUUCUCUUUCACGAUAGCAACUAACUACUAGAUUCAUAUUUGGCUUU